Messenger RNA from Cladophialophora immunda, 1058 nucleotides. Its product is annotated as orotate phosphoribosyltransferase. The transcript has a single exon. The coding region runs from base 202 to 939 and encodes 245 amino acids. Gene Ontology annotation, biological process: pyrimidine nucleotide biosynthetic process; 'de novo' pyrimidine nucleobase biosynthetic process; pyrimidine ribonucleoside biosynthetic process. Lineage: Eukaryota; Fungi; Ascomycota; Eurotiomycetes; Chaetothyriales; Herpotrichiellaceae. Gene Ontology annotation, molecular function: orotate phosphoribosyltransferase activity. Gene Ontology annotation, cellular component: cytoplasm. The record is from RefSeq and is a predicted model, not a curated record.
CGGAAGCCUGUUGCGCCACGCCGAAUCCGCUUGUUGGCUUGGAGGACGAAAAGUUUGCUCUUGGCAGGCACCGUCUCUGCAAAGCGCCACUCAGAUCGCGCUUGUUGCUGCACCACCCGCAAUAGAUAAUUCCAAAGAUACCCUCACAUCCCGUCGGAUUCUCUCGAACCGGACGACUUCUCUCGCGCUGCGCGCUUCACGAUGGCGACGGAUUCAUCCUACAAGGACGCCCUCCUCGCCCUGCUAUUGAAGGCAUCUGCGCUCUCCUUUGGCACCUACACCCUCAAAUCCGGCCGCAUAUCACCAUACUUCUUCAACUCUUCCCUUCUGCAUACUUCGGCCCUCUUAGACGCUCUCGCACGUGGUUUUGCUUCAGUGCUAACCUCCCCUCCUUUUUCUCUCCCACUUGGUACCGACGAGGCUGGCGCAGCAGCAGAUGGCUCAUUCGCACCUCAUUUUGAUGUGGUCUUUGGUCCGGCAUACAAAGGGAUCCCAAUGAGCGCGAUCGUGGCUCGAGAGUUGUUUUUCGCCGGACAAAAUUUUGCGGGUGUCUCAUACGCAUACAACAGAAAAGAGGCAAAGGAUCACGGAGAAGGGGGCAUCGUCGCCGGAGCACCGCUUAAAGGCAAGCGAGUAGUCAUUGUUGACGAUGUCAUGACUGCCGGCACUGCCCUGCGAGAAGCUGUCUCUAUCAUCAAGGCUCAGGGGGGCGUCGUGGUUGGGGUGGUCCUUCUCUUGACCAGACAAGAACGGGUCUCUGACGCAGAGCCGAGGAGUGCCAUGAAGGUGGCUGAGGACGAGCUAGGUGUGCCUGUGAGGGCUGUGCUCACAUUCGAAGACUUGCUCGAAGCUAUCCAGGCUGGAAAGGUCGAAGGCGCCGGACAGGAACAACUCGAGCUAAUGAAGGCCUACCGUGAGAAGUAUGGGAGCCAAGAUUGAACCCGGAGAUAUUUUGACUGGCCUCGACUCUUGUCACAUUUGCAGACGAUAGACAUGUGUAUGGAUGGUUCGCGACGAACAACAUAUUUUUAUGAAUGAACGGCUUUUUGAACCUUACA